Molecule: messenger RNA, 1605 nt
Organism: Lolium perenne
Lineage: Eukaryota; Viridiplantae; Streptophyta; Magnoliopsida; Poales; Poaceae
Product: F-box protein At1g60400-like
Molecular function (GO): protein binding
Source: RefSeq, a predicted model, not a curated record
AUGGCCGCCGCCGACAGCCUAUCCGCCCUCCCUGAUCAUCUGCUCCAGCACAUCCUGUCUUUCGCGCCGGCGAAGGAGGCCGCGGCCAGCACCGUCCUCUCUUGCCGAUGGCGUCCGCUCUGGCUCGGGACGAGCGCCAUCAACCUGGACAGCAGAACCUACCUCUCCUGCAAACACCACGACCGCUACGACGUCUUCUUCCGCGACGCCGAGGCCGCCUUCCUCUGCCUCCGAAGGCGGCUCACCGUCUUCCUUGAGAAAGGCGCCUACCGCCGCGUCGACAGAUGGGUGGACUACGGGGACGAGCCGGAAGACGAUGCCCGGGUCGCCGGUCUCCUCGUCAACAACCCGGCGGCUGCCGGACUGGAAGAGCUCCGCGUCCAGUGCGAGUAUACGGAAUAUGGAAAGUGGUACAGCCCGCCUCUCGCAUCCCUGUCCUGUGCCGCCACGCUCCGGGUGCUGCAGCUACAAUGCUGCAACCUCGAGCCUCCGUCGGAAGCGCCGUCGUCCGCGCACCUGGCUUUUCCACGCCUGACAGAUCUGACGUUGUACUGCUGCUCCCUCUCGGAGGGGUAUCUCCAGGUCCUGGUUGACGCCGCGCCGGCGCUAACUAGCCUGGCGCUCCGUUAUCUCAGACGUCACAAGUCACCCGAGACUCCGGGUUCUGCCAAGGUCUUCCAUGCAAAUUCUUUCCACGUUCCCCUCCGCCUCCGCUGCCGGACGGUCACCGCCUUGGUUCUCGAGACCAAUGUCUGCUCGGAGGAGAUGAAGCAUUCCCGCGACGCUGGCAUCGAGCUCGACAUGCCGAGCCUGCGCUACUUUUGCUUCCGGAGAGUCCCGGUAAAGCUCUCGCUGACAUCGCCUGCCCCAGAGCUGGCACUAGUCCAAGUCGACACCACUCUGAGCGAGCUCAAUGGGUGGAGGUACGUGCCCGUCUCGUGCAUGCUCGCAGGCUUCUCCUGCACGAGGGCCCUCAAGCUGCACCUCAGCUGCAUCGAGGACCUCGUCACCUCCUACCCACCUUGGUUGGAAGAGGAGCAGUGCAGGUUCAUCCUACCCACCUUCUCGAAUCUCAAGCUCCUCCAACUAGACGGAAAAAUCGAGGACAAGAACAGCAACACGGCGUCCGCAGUGAUGACGCUGCUCCGCUCCUGCCCAGCGAUGUCAGAGCUCCGGCUCAGAUUUAACAUGAGGAAGGAGGACUGCUACCGCACAACCAAGGAUCCUGUCACCAGCGCCUUUGCCCAAUCCAAGGAAAGGUUCAGCAGGUUCAUGUCCAUGUCCUGCAUAGACCGUGACAUUGUGGAGCUCGACAGGGUCACCGAUCUCCCGGAAAACAACCGGGAGUACAGCUUCCUGAGAACGAGCCUACGGAAGGUGACCCUGCAGUUCAAAUCCAAUGAGUUCAACUGCUUCCAGGUCCAGCUAGCCAAGUUCCUCGUGGAGAACGGCAUGGUUCUCGAGGAGAUGCACGUCGACGAUGGGAACCAGCUCUGGCCGAACCACCUCUGCAACAAGGCCGCGAGAUGGAGAGCUGAUGCUUUUCAGAAGAGAAACCUGCCAGACACGGCUGGCUUUCGGGUGUACCAACAACCAGCUAUCUAA